Molecule: messenger RNA, 1591 nt
Organism: Lottia gigantea (owl limpet)
Lineage: Eukaryota; Metazoa; Mollusca; Gastropoda; Lottiidae
Exons: 1
Coding region: 53-1204 (383 amino acids)
Biological process (GO): Golgi organization; nuclear membrane reassembly; autophagosome assembly
Cellular component (GO): nucleus; cytosol
Molecular function (GO): ubiquitin binding
Source: RefSeq, a predicted model, not a curated record
CAUUUCCUCUGAAAAAUUUCUGAAUUCAUGAUAUAGUGAAAUUGAAACGAAAAUGUCGUCUCCAGAAGAACAAAUUCAACAUUUUAUGGCUGUGACAGGCGUUGAGGAGCAGAGGGCCAGAUUCUAUUUAGAAUCUGCUGCCUGGAACUUAGAAAUGGCCACGGCCAGUUAUUUUGAGGAUGGAGAUCCAGAUGAUGAUAUGCCAGUAGAAAUGAUGGAAGAAGCUCUACAAGAAUCUCAACCAACACCACAAUCAGCAUCUGGCACCACCUCCUCCAUGGAAACCAAAGAGAAAAAGAGUAAACCUGCUAUAAACUCUCGAUUUGGUACCAUAGCAGGCUUCCAACAGGGAGAAGUAAGUGAUUCAAGCUCAGAUGAUGAGGGACAAAGGUAUUAUGCUGGUGGAUCAGAGAGAAGUGGUCAACAAGUUAUUGGACCCCCUAAGAAAAAGGAUAAAAAUGUUGUGGAGAAUUUAUUUAAAUCUGCAAAAGAUCAUGGUGCAGAGGUUGUAGAUAAAGCUGAAGACAGAAAACCAGGAUUUUCAACAUUUCGUGGAACUGGAUAUAAACUUGGCCAGACAGAAAGUGAUUCAGAGACGGUGCAAGGAGCUGCAAUGAAGCGUGCACCAAGUCAAGUGGAUAUGGUGUUAAAAUUAUGGAAGAAUGGAUUCAGUGUUGAUGAUGGACAUCUAAGGGAUUUUAAAGAUCCUGCUAAUAAGGAAUUUCUAGAUUCUGUAUCUAAAGGAGAAGUUCCUAGAGAUCUGAUAUCGAUGGCAAAGGGUGGUGAAGUCAGUCUUAACAUGGAAGAUCAUCGAAAUGAAGAUUAUGUUAAACCUAAAGUUCCUGUGAAAGCAUUCAGUGGAGAAGGUCACACCCUCGGAAGUCCCACCCCAAAAGUUGUUAGUAAUGCCCCAAGUACCUCUGGGGCAUCUGCUGCAGGUGCUACGUCUGUUACUGUGGACGACAGUCAACCAACCACAAGUUUACAAAUCCGAUUAGCAGAUGGAAGUAGACUUAUUGCGAAAUUCAAUCAUUCUCAUAAAGUUAGUGACAUUCGUAGUUACAUUGUGUCAAAUCGAUCCCAAUAUUCCGGUUCAAACUUUAUCCUGAUGACAACCUUUCCAAAUAAGGAAUUAAGUGAUGAAAAUCAGUCAAUAACAGAAGCCAACUUAAUCAAUGCUGUGAUUGUUCAGAAGUUGAAAUAAACUUGUUAUCUUUGACUUGAGGCUAAUUUAUGAUUUUAAGAUAGAAAUCUGACAUGUUUAAGAACUAGUUUUGAAAUAUUUUGAGUUUUCUAUUUUCGUUCAGUUUGGAAAUGUGAAUUUUUACUUUCAGUUUCUGGUGAAUACUAAUGUAGGCUUGUAGGCCCUACAAGCCAAUGUUACAAUGUAGGAUGGCUUGCUCCUUACAAAAUGUCAAAAUGUUUCAAUACUUUAAAGAGUUUAUUACAAUCAGUACAUAUAUUUACAAAAAAUAUUCAAAAUUUAACAAAUAGUAUUUCUCAUGUCCUACAAUAAAUAGAAUGAAAUAAAUCAACUAGAAUUUAUUUCUUUGAAAAAAUUUUUCAACCUUCAUUAAACUGUUUUGAAUAU